Messenger RNA from Bactrocera dorsalis (oriental fruit fly), 2236 nucleotides. It is a transcript of the gene E(spl)mdelta-HLH, whose product is annotated as enhancer of split mdelta protein. Gene Ontology annotation, biological process: regulation of neurogenesis; anterior/posterior pattern specification; regulation of transcription by RNA polymerase II. The record is from RefSeq and is a predicted model, not a curated record. Gene Ontology annotation, cellular component: nucleus. Gene Ontology annotation, molecular function: protein dimerization activity; DNA-binding transcription factor activity, RNA polymerase II-specific; RNA polymerase II cis-regulatory region sequence-specific DNA binding. NCBI's taxonomy places the organism in Eukaryota, Metazoa, Arthropoda, Insecta, Diptera, Tephritidae. The transcript has a single exon. Bases 901 to 1548 code for a protein of 215 amino acids.
CUAAAACUGCUUACCCAACACAAAUAAUGACUUUCAUACUAGAAAACCUGGUUAAUAUAGCAUGCGCUCACUAAAAAGAUUAAGAGAAGACUGUUAAGAAGUGCAGUUACUAAACAUCGCCUUUUCGUACAACUACUAAAAUAUUUCACAGUGUACUUUCAUCAAACAAUGUCGCUCUUCGUGCACGUGAAAGGCGCACCCUAUGCACCGCCACCAACAUAUAAUACAUUCCAGUACACAAAGGUAAGGUAACGCACGAGAGCACAGCAAGCGCAUGAUCCACCACCGGAGCACAGACAAAGACACAGAGGGCUGCUGGUACGCGCUAUACUUGAAGGCGCUGAAGACGCACGUCUGGCGCUCGCACACCAACCGAACCGAUCGUGUACGAAACGAGCGCAAUGCCGACUACAGACAAUACGAAUCAGAGCUAACGGCCAACAGUGAAGGAACGCAAAUGACGAGGGAGCGACACCAAACAACAACAGGUUGUGGACAUAGAGAAUUAUUAAAAGUGCGAAGCUGGUGUUACUUACUUUAAGGGUGGCAGCAGCCAAGCAGCGCACAUGCGCGCACACUUUACGAGGUGCACAAGUGUGCGGGCCGAGCGCAAGGCUACAAAAGGAUGGCAAUACCUUGCGUUUGCAUCAUUUCUCAAACAGCUACCGUGCGGUAAACACUUGACACAUUCAACAUACUAUAUCGGCUACGACCAAACACACUUGGCGCUGUCGGUGCGAAAAACUUGAAAACUUAUACGUGAAAUAAUCUCAAUGUGAAAACCUGUUCGUUAGUAGUGCUUUGACAAACAUACAAACGUAGUGCGCGUACACUUGUUCUACAACUUUAAGACGCUUAACGCGCACUUGCAAAUCUCCACCAUAAUUACAUACAUACAACAUGGCUGUGGACGGACAACGCUUCAUGACCAAGACACAACACUAUCGUAAGGUCACCAAACCGCUGCUAGAGCGGAAGCGACGCGCGCGCAUGAAUCUCUACUUGGACGAACUGAAGGAUCUCAUUGUGGACACAAUGGAGGCGCAAGGCGAACACAUCGCCAAGCUGGAGAAGGCCGACAUUCUCGAGCUGACCGUUAACUAUUUGCGUACACAUAAACACGAAAUUGCCGCAAGCGUUGCACAGCAUCAUGCGGCCAGCGGUCCAGCUGGACGUGGCAUAAAUGUGGAGAAGUUUCGCGCUGGCUAUACGCAAGCCGCCUACGAAGUGUCGCGCGUAUUCGCCACAGUACCGGGUCUGAAUGCGAAAUUCGGCACAAAACUCAUGAAACAUUUGGGUUAUCAGCUGAAGGAUAUGCAGCAGCCAGCGCCAGUAGCCAACGCUGCCGCUAGUGAGGAGGCGCUCAAUUUAGAGGUGGUCAAACGCGCGGCAUCGGCAUCACCCACCGCUGCUUUGCAUGCUGAUGAACAUAUGAGGCGCGCUUACCAACAACAACAACAUCAACUACAAAUGUGCGAUAAUUUGCAACGCUUGAGGGACUUGCAUGCAGACGAGCAACACGGUGAAUGUCUGUGGCGCCCUUGGUAGUGCCGUCUGCAAUAAUGCGCAACCUGCAACAUGCGGUGCUACCGCGUAUUUUCAAAGAGCUUUCGUUUUUACACACUCACCAGCCAGUGGCUUUAAUAGUUUUAAGUGUUUGUAGUGUUUUAAGUAAUAUGAAAUAAUGUUUGAAUAAUAUCUUACGUAUGUAUACUUAUAUGUAUAUGAAAGUGUGUAUGUGCGCGCAUACAUAUGUGUUGCAUUAGUUUAAUCAAUAUCAGCUUUAUUGUUUUAAGUACAAAUUGUCAGCCUUUUAUAGUUGUAUUAAUGUGAUUUGCCUGUGAUAGCCGCCAACUCCACUCAGUUAGCGAUUGGUCUGUUCGUAAACCGAUCUCCAGAACUCCCCACAUACUUCCAAGUAUAAUAAUGCCUUACUCUUACUAUUUAUAAGUGAUUUGAAGCUUACAUUAUAUACGUGUAUUUUUCUCAUUUAAUUCUAAUCUAAUUACAAAACACUUUUUCGGUUAUCUAUAAGUAUAUUUAGUUAUGUUCAUAUAUAUAUUACAUUAAUCUUAAAUUGCGCUUCCAAACAGCUGUAUAUUUUGCUAAAUUAUUGGUCUAAUUGCUUUAAAUUUAUUUCUAACAAAAAUGCUUUUGUAUUAACUAGAGUUCACUGUAGCUUUAAGUACAUGUUCAAUUUAUCAUUCUAAGCUAAUAAAUUUAAUAUUUACAAAUC